Messenger RNA from Peromyscus eremicus (cactus mouse), 1474 nucleotides. It is a transcript of the gene Scamp2, whose product is annotated as secretory carrier membrane protein 2. Gene Ontology annotation, cellular component: recycling endosome membrane; trans-Golgi network membrane. The transcript has 10 exons. The record is from RefSeq and is a predicted model, not a curated record. Gene Ontology annotation, biological process: protein transport. The coding region runs from base 130 to 1248 and encodes 372 amino acids. Lineage: Eukaryota; Metazoa; Chordata; Mammalia; Rodentia; Cricetidae.
AGGGCCCUACGCCUGCGCCAGAACGGCUGCCUCGCUCCCGGAAGUGGAGGGUCUACACUGAGUGCUGCUGGGUCUGAGUGACCGAACGCAGUAGCGCUCGCGGAGAUCGCCCGCUGGCCCCCGAUCACCAUGUCGGCCUUCGACACUAACCCCUUCGCGGACCCAGUGGAUGUAAACCCCUUCCAGGAUCCCUCUGUGACCCAGCUGACCAGUGCUCCUCAGGGUGGCCUGGCCGAAUUCAAUCCCUUCUCAGAGACAAAUGCAGCAACAACGGUUCCUGUCACACAACUUCCUGGGCCCUCCCAGCCAGCAGUUCUCCAGCCCUCAGUGGAGCCAGCACAGCCCACGCCCCAGCUCCUGCUUAGGCAGGCCAGCAAGUUUCUGCCUUCCCGAUUCCUGGCAGCGGGUGAGCCCUCAGAGAGGCAGAUGCUACUAGGAGGAGAUAGUAUUCCCAGGGACAGCUACAUGCGAAAGCUUCCGAAGGCUGUUGCAGCUGCAGCCCAGGCAGGCCUGCUUCGGCAGCAGGAGGAGUUAGACAGGAAAGCCGCUGAGCUGGAACGCAAGGAGCGCGAGCUGCAGACCACCGCGGCGAACUUACAUGUGAGAGACAACAACUGGCCGCCCCUCCCCGCGUGGUGCCCUGUCAAGCCCUGCUUCUAUCAGGACUUCUCCACAGAGAUCCCUGCCGACUACCAGCGGAUAUGCAAGAUGCUUUACUAUCUCUGGAUGUUGCAUUCAGUGACUCUGUUUCUGAACCUGCUUGCAUGCCUGGCCUGGUUCACCAGCAAUGCCGCAAAUGGGACAGCCUUUGGCCUCUCCAUCCUUUGGUUUGUGAUCUUCACCCCCUGUGCCUUCCUUUGUUGGUACCGACCGAUCUACAAGGCUUUCAGGUCUGACAACUCUUUCAGCUUCUUCGUGUUCUUCUUUGUAUUUUUUUGUCAAAUAGGGAUCUACUUCAUCCAGUUGAUUGGCUUGCCUAACCUGGGGACCAGUGGUUGGCUUGCAGCCCUGUCUACACUGCACGAUGGGCCCUUAGCCGUGUCCAUCAUCAUGAUGGUAGUGGCUGGCUUCUUUACCCUCUGUGCUGGGCUCUCACUCUUCCUCCUGCAGCGGGUUCAUGCCUUUUACCGCCGAACCGGAGCCAGCUUCCAGCAGGCUCAGGAAGAGUUUUCCCAAGGCAUCUUCAGCAACAGGACCUUCCGCAGUGCCGCCUCGUCCGCUGCCCGAGGAACCUUCCAGGGGAACUAGUCUUCCCGACGCUCCUUCCCUCACCCCAGCCUCUUCUGUCACCUGCCUUCUGAGCUGCACUUUCCGUGGGUGCCUUACACAGUGGUUCUGCCCAGCACAGACGUGGCAGGGAUUUUGUCUUGUCCCUGCCCCUUCCUCAGUAGUCAGCCCUCCCUUCCACAUAAGGGAAGGGAGGAAGGGACAGGGACAAGGGAAAAGGAAAAAUAACAAAGCUGUCUUUUCUUUU